CCAUCCUUGGAUUUAUGCCAGUAUGGUUCACUAUCAAUUACCCAACUUAUACCUAUUGUCUUAUCUUUUUGCAAUUCCAAUUACCAAGCUCUCAUUGUCAUCCAUCAACCUACACCCACCUACCUACCCAGGUCAUCAAUCAUUUCCACCUUAACCAUCUCUACUCGGAAUCUCCUGUCUCUGGCCACACUCCACUUCCCUUCCCUUGCCUUGCCCUUUCCCUUUAAUCUCUAUAGUUCUUGGCCGCUGAUACGUAAUGGCAAAGCAGCUACUGGCGCCCUUACUUCAUCGACUGGAGAGUGAAAACAUAAAACCCGUAAACUCCCGACGG
This is a messenger RNA of Sodiomyces alkalinus F11, 331 nucleotides long. RefSeq lists its product as hypothetical. The transcript has a single exon. Lineage: Eukaryota; Fungi; Ascomycota; Sordariomycetes; Glomerellales; Plectosphaerellaceae. The coding region runs from base 15 to 227 and encodes 70 amino acids. The record is from RefSeq and is a predicted model, not a curated record.